AUGCAUCGAUUGACGAGAUGGAAGGAUCAGGUUUUCCAUAAACCGGAGAAGACGCGGGAUACAAAAGCGCACGACCAAACUCAGGUUCGUCCCGAUCGCAGAUCUGAUACGCCAUCAAUUUUAGCCGCCGGAAACAGCAAAAGUCAAUUACAUGAGGAUCCCGUGACGCCGCAAGACCUGUGGCAAGCUGCUUAUGAUCAACUGGACGAAACCCAAAAGAACAUUCUCUCGACAGUCAAGGUCUCUAUUGAACCACACAAUGGCACCUCACAGACUGUAGAUGUCCUUAAUGAAGUUGUCAGAACGACUGAGGCACAAUAUGAAGACUAUAAAAAUCGGAGCCUGAGAAUUCCUAGGUCGAAGGGUGACGACAUAAACUUUCGCCAGAUUUCAGAGAACAUCAUCAACGCUGCACUAUCCUUCAACUCAAUCAUCACGUCGCUUGUGGCCUUAGAUGUUACUCAACAUGCAUCGAGCGCUUGGACAGUUGUGACACUAGGAUUGACGAUGACGAAAAAUUAUUACAAUUCACGGAAUGCUUUGUUUCAAUCUUCGGAGUAUUUGGCUAUGGCAUUGGCUCGAGGUGUCUUUAUAGAAAAAGAAUUCUAUCAGGCUAGUGACUCCACAAGGAAACGUGAAUUGGGAAGUGCAAUCACGAGAUUGUUGAAAGCUAUCUUGCUCUACACAGUAGAGGUACGGAACGCUCAGAAUGCUGGUAAAGGAAGAAAGAUGAGGGACUGUUUUACUGACGAGACGAAUCAAUCACUCACGAGUAUUCAAUCCUCAAUCAAUCAGGAAGAACACAAUCUACAAAAAUGGGUUAGUAUGGAUCAUUAUCUAGAAUGCAGAGAACAAGCGGAAGAAAUGCUAUCUAAAAUCGACCAAGUCCUGUCAUCUCUUCGAGAUUUGAGACAAGACUCUGUCCUUUCGAACCUAGUUACCCUGGAUGAGGCGUGUUUUGACGCCUAUUCAGAAGAAGAUGACAUGAUGGCUGAAUACGAAGGCAGAUGUCUACCCGGAACCAGAAUUGAGCUCCUUGAACAAGUCACAGAGUGGGCAACUUCUCCCAAUGGCCAAUGCUUCUUUUGGUUAAAAGGAAUGGCUGGCACUGGCAAAUCUACCAUUUCAAGAACAUUAGCCGCAUCAUUUCAAGACAUGGGCAUUCUCGGGGCAAGCUUCUUCUUCAAAAGAGGCGCAGGUGAUCGAAGCAAUGCAAAACGGCUUUUCACGACCAUUGCAAAGCAACUUGUUGACAGGGUGCCUCGAUUGAUACCUGGAAUUGCACAUGCGGUUGAGGAUAACAAAGGCAUUUCAGCUAAGUCUCUAAAAGUGCAGUUCGAAAAGCUUUUGCAGCAGCCCCUUCUUGACCUUGACCGCUCUCCUCGAUCACCGCAAACUUGGGUAAUUGUCAUUGACGCGUUAGAUGAGUGUGAAAAGGAGCGCGAAGUCGAAGUUUUACUGCAUCUUCUAUCACAGAUGAAAGAAGCUGAAUCAAUAAGGUUGCGAUUCUUUUUGACAAGCAGGCCGGAGCUGCCAACUCUUCUAGGAUUCAGAGAAAUUGAGGACAAGAACCGUCGGCACUUGGUAUUGCACGAAAUCCCGAAGCCGAUCAUAGAGCAUGACAUAUCAGAGUUUUUGUCCUAUCAAUUGAAGAGGAUCAAAAAUGACAGAGAAGAACUAGAGGAGUUCUUUCAAUCAGACUGGCCUGGACAAAACACGAUCCAGGAUCUUGUUGCAAUAUCGAUUCCUUUAUUUAUCUUCGCAGCUACUAUUUGUCGUUUUGUUGGGGACAAGACUUGGCUGCCCAAGGAUCGCCUGCAGGAGUUUUUGAAUGAUCCCGCCACCAGAUCUACCUCGGAAAUGGAUCGAACAUACUUGCCGAUCUUAAACCAGCCUCUCAAUAGGCUUAAGCGAGAUGAUGAAAAGAGAAAGUUCAUGCAAGAGUUCCAUGAAAUAAUCGGUGUCAUCAUUCUUCUUGCUACUCCCCUUUCUGUCAACGCACUUUCUAACGUUACUGGCUUUGCAAAGGAUACUAUCAAGAAUAGACUGGACUCGUUUCGCUCGGUUCUCAGUAUUUCAGAUGAUGAUGAUGUGCCAGUCAAAACUCUACAUCUUUCAUUUCGGGACUUUCUCCUGGGUACUGAAAAGGAAUUUCAUGUGGACGAGCAACAAGUUCACGAAAAGAUGGCCAUCAAUUGUCUUCGCAUUAUGGGCUCUCUUGAGAAAAAUAUUUGCCAUCUACCCUAUGGAACAAACCGGGCUACUAUUCAAAGUGAAACCAUUAAGAAGUGCCUUGUACCAGAGCUACAAUACGCCAGUCGUUAUUGGACGUAUCAUCUCGAUCAAAGCAAGAACGGGAAGGCCUACGGGAAGGAAGUUCUAUCAUUUCUAGAAGAGCAUUUACUUCACUGGUUGGAGGCAAUGAGUUUAAUGGGGAUCUUAAGUGAAUCAGUUGGAGUUUUGAAUACGUUGCUGUUGGUUUUUCAGGACCACCAAAAUGCCAAGCUUUCCGACUUGUUGCACGAUGCAAAACGUUUUACCUUAAGGAAUUUGCAAAUGGCUGAUGCUACUCCACUUCAGCUUUACUGUUCAGGAUUGGUUUUUGCGCCCAGAAAUUCAAUUACGCGAAGACUAUACAGGACAGAGAUACCCGACUGGAUUAGUACAUGUCCAAAGGUGGAGGACAGAUGGAACUCGAACUUACAGACGCUCGAGGGCCAUGAAAAUUGGGUCCAAACGGUGGUGUUCUCUCCAGAUGGCCAGUUAGUGGCAUCAGGUUCAGGAGAUAAGACUAUACGCCUCUGGGAUACCGCUACGGGCACCGAGCAACAUAAGCUCGAGGGCCAUACAGAUUGGGUCCAAACAGUAGUGUUUUCCUCAGAUGGCCGGUUAGUAGCAUCAGGCUCAAGGGAUACUACUGUGCGCCUCUGGGACACCGCUACGGGCACCGAGCAACAUAAACUCGAGGGCCAUGAAAAUUUGGUCCAAACAGUGGUAUUCUCUCCAGAUGGCCGAGUAGUGGCAUCAGGCUCAUAUGACAAGACUGUGCGCAUCUGGGAUACCGCCACGGGCAUCGAGCAACAUAAACUCGAGGGCCAUAAAGGUUCGGUUAAAACGGUGAUGUUCUCCCCAGAUCUAGAUAGUCAGCUAGUGGCAUCAGGCUCAGGGGACAAUACUGUGCGCCUCUGGGAUACCGCCACAGGCACCGAGCAACAUAAACUCGAGGGCCAUACAGAUUGGGUCCAAACAGUAGUGUUUUCCCCAGAUGGCCGGUUAGUAGCAUCAGGCUCAAGAGAUAAUACUGUGCGCCUCUGGGACACCGCUACGGGCACCGAGCAACAUAAACUUGAGGGCCAUGAAAAGUUGGUCCAAACAGUUGUAUUCUCUCCAGAUGGCCGAUUAGUGGCAUCAGGCUCAGGAGACAAGACUAUACGCAUAUGGGAUACCGCUACGGGCACCGAGCAACAUAAACUCGAGGGCCAUAAAGGUUCGGUUAAAACGGUGAUGUUCUCCCCAGAUCUAGAUAGCCAGCUAGUGGCAUCAGGCUCAGGGGACAAUACUGUGCGCAUCUGGGACACCGCCACAGGCACCGAGCAACAUAAACUCGAGGGCCAUAAAGAUUGGGUCCAAACAGUGGUGUUCUCUCCAGAUGGCCAGUUAGUGGCAUCGGGCUCAGGAGAUAAUACUGUGCGCCUCUGGGAUAUCACCGCGGGCACCGAGCAACAUAAACUCGAGGGCCAUGAAAAUUGGGUCGAAACAGUAGUGUUUUCCCCAGAUCCAGAUGGCCGGUUAGUGGCAUCAGGCUCACAUGACAAGACUGUGCGCCUCUGGGAUACCGCCACAGGCACCGAGCAACAUAAACUCGAGGGCCAUGAAGAUUGGGUCCAAACAGUAGUGUUUUCCCCAGAUGGCCGGUUAGUAGCAUCAGGCUCAAGAGAUAAUACUGUGCGCUUCUGGGACACCGCUACGGGCACCGAGCAACAUAAACUCGAGGGCCAUGAAAAUUCGGUCCAAACAGUGGUAUUCUCUCCAGAUGGCCGAGUAGUGGCAUCAGGCUCAGGAGACAAGACUAUACGCCUCUGGGACACCGCUACGGGCACCGAGCAACAUAAACUCGAGGGCCAUAAAAAUUGGGUCCAGGUGGUGGUGUUCUCUCCAGAUGGCCGGUUAGUAGCAUCAGGCUCAUAUGACAAUACUGUGCGCCUCUGGGACACCGCCACGGGCACCGAGCAACAUAAACUCGAGGGCCAUAAACGUUUGGUCCAAACGGUGAUGUUUUCCCCAGAUGGCCGGCUAGUGGCAUCAGGCUCAUAUGACAAGACUGUGCGCAUCUGGGACACCGCUACGGGCACCGAGCAACAUAAACUCGAGGGCCAUGAAAAUUGGGUCGAAACGGUGGUGUUUUCCCCAGAUGGCCAGUUAGUGGCAUCAGGUUCAGAUGACGGGACUGUGCGCCUAUGGGACACCGCCACAGGCUCUUUAAAACAAACCUUUCAUUUCAAGGAACGAGUUUUGAAGCUUAACUUUUCUAAGCACGGUCUAUAUAGCAACUUUGGCUUCAUACAGAUCCACAAGCCUCAGGAACAACCUAACCUUAUCUCUACACACGGCAAUGACCAUUUUUUUAUACAAAAGGACUGGAUCUCGAUUGGCAGUGAAAAGAUGUUGUGGGUUCCAUCUGAAUACCGUAGCCCGAGCGCUUCGGCUACGCAAGGUGAAACAGCUGUUCUUGGAUACGCGUCUGGAAAGAUCAUUAUUAUAAGUAUUUGUGCACACAAGAAAUGA
Messenger RNA from Penicillium taxi, 4785 nucleotides. RefSeq lists its product as uncharacterized. Gene Ontology annotation, molecular function: protein binding. The record is from RefSeq and is a predicted model, not a curated record. The transcript has 3 exons. Bases 1 to 4785 code for a protein of 1594 amino acids. NCBI's taxonomy places the organism in Eukaryota, Fungi, Ascomycota, Eurotiomycetes, Eurotiales, Aspergillaceae. Gene Ontology annotation, cellular component: transcription repressor complex; nucleus. Gene Ontology annotation, biological process: negative regulation of transcription by RNA polymerase II.